ACAAAGAGCAGAACGUGGGAGGGGUUACAAACAAAGCAAUUAUUCAUUCACUACAAGUAUUAUUGAAUUGAAGUUAAAAUCAAGCAUGGAAAUUUCCAGAAGAGAAAAACUUAAUAUUCAAUUCAUGCUAUUAAUUCAACCAUUAUCUAAUCCAAUUACAACUACACAAUACAGUAUGAGUCGAACAGUCGCUACUGCAAAACCAAAACAGAAAAAGUUGAGUUGGUUGUUACUGCUUCACUAUUACUACAAACAUCAUGGCCUAGGGGAGACGGAGGUGUACCUGCACGCUGACAAUUGCACGGGUCAAAACAAAAACAGCUGCAUGAUACACUACCUUUAUUGGCGUUGUAUGACAGGACGGCACACGAAGGCCACAAUCUCGUUCAUGGUUGUCGGCCACACAAAGUUCGCUCCAGAUUGGUGCUUUGGUCUUUUAAAACAGCGGUAUAGAAGAACAAGAAUUGGCUGUCUCACAGAUAUUGCUACCGUUGUCAACCAGUCUGCAGUCUGCAAUGUCUCCCAGCUUGUUACCAGAGAGGACGGGACAACAGUUGUACCUGUGUAUGAUUGGACCAGUUUUUUUGCUGUCCGGAUGAAGAAACUGACUGGCAUCGAAAAGUUUCACCACUUUUACUUCGAUUCGAAAUACGAGUUGCUGAAACAGCCUUGGACUCCUGAUCCUCAAACACUUCCCGACAAAGUUCCACCAAGAGGGCUCUCAAGUGAACGUCAGUGGUACUUAUACAAAAAAAUCCGUCCGUUCUGUCCCUUUGAAUCCCAAGACGUAACUUGUCCCUUGCCUACCGCAUACAUUAAAUGCAGUUAA
Messenger RNA from Halichondria panicea, 829 nucleotides. RefSeq lists its product as uncharacterized. The record is from RefSeq and is a predicted model, not a curated record. NCBI's taxonomy places the organism in Eukaryota, Metazoa, Porifera, Demospongiae, Suberitida, Halichondriidae. The coding region runs from base 86 to 829 and encodes 247 amino acids. The transcript is spliced from 2 exons.